UCCCUUCCAGCCAGCUGAGCUGGGUCAGCCGUAUCUAAGGAGGACAAUGGGGCGCGGGGGGAAGAAGGGGACUGUGACCCCUCACGAGCAGUACCCAAGCCCAAGACCUAAAAAGGGGUCUAAGACUAGGAUGAGAAGAAAAAUGAAGAGGAAAAAAAAGAAGGCUGAAAUGGAAGAGCUGAAGAAGGAAGUGGUCCUGGAGGACCACAAGUUAACCUUGGAAGAGCUGAGCGCCAAGUACUCUGUGGACUUGACGAUGGGCCUUAGCCCAGGAAAGGCGCAGCAAAUCUUGAAACGAGAUGGACCCAAUGCACUUACCCCUCCCCCAACCACUUCAGAAUGGGUCAAAUUCUGUAAACAGCUGUUCGGUGGCUUCUCCAUCCUUCUGUGGAUUGGGGCCAUUCUCUGCUUCUUGGCCUACGGCAUCCAGAUACAUUUCAAUGAGGAGGCCACCGAGGACAACCUGUACCUGGGCAGCGUCCUGGCUGUCGUGGUCAUCAUCACGGGUUGCUUCUCCUACUACCAGGAGGCCAAGAGCUCCAAGAUCAUGGAGUCCUUCAGAAAAAUGGUGCCGCAGCAAGCUCUGGUGAUUCGAGGCGGAGAGAAGAUGCAGAUCGAUGUGGAGGACGUGGUGGUAGGAGAUCUGGUAGAAGUCAAGGGCGGAGACCAAAUCCCGGCGGACAUCCGGCUCAUCUAUUCCCAAGGGUGUAAGGUGGACAAUUCGUCCUUGACGGGAGAGUCCGAGCCCCAGACCCGCUCCCCCGAGUUCACCCACGAGAACCCUCUGGAGACCCGCAACAUCUGCUUCUUCUCCACCAACUGCGUGGAAGGAACGGCUCGGGGCAUUGUGAUCGCGACGGGAGACUCCACGGUGAUGGGCCGCAUCGCCUCUCUGACGUCAGGCCUGGUGGUCGGCAAGACCCCCAUCGCCAUGGAGAUCGAACAUUUCAUCCAUCUGAUCACAGCGGUGGCCGUCUUCCUUGGUGUCACUUUCUUCGGGCUCUCAAUUAUCUUGGGCUAUGGCUGGCUGGAGGCUGUCAUUUUUCUCAUUGGCAUCAUUGUGGCCAAUGUGCCCGAGGGGCUGCUGGCCACCGUCACGGUGUGUCUGACCCUGACAGCCAAGCGCAUGGCGCGCAAGAACUGCCUGGUGAAGAACCUGGAAGCCGUGGAGACGCUGGGCUCCACGUCCACCAUCUGCUCCGACAAGACGGGCACCCUCACCCAGAACCGCAUGACCGUCGCCCACAUGUGGUUCGACAAGACCAUACACAAGGCCGACACCAGGGAGGAGCAGACCGGGAAAACAUUCACCGCCAAGAGCUCUGUGACCUGGUUCAUCCUGGCCCGGAUCGCCGGCCUCUGCAACCGAGCCGACUUUAAGGCUCACCAGGAGAACCUUCCCAUUGCUAAGCGGGAGACGACGGGGGACGCCUCCGAGUCAGCCCUCCUCAAGUUCAUCGAGCAGUCGUACAGCUCUGUGAAGGAGAUGAGAGAGAAAAACCCCAAAGUGGCCGAGAUCCCCUUUAAUUCCACCAACAAGUACCAGGUGUCCAUCCACCUGCAGGACGACAGCAUCCAGCCCCACGUGCUGAUGAUGAAGGGGGCCCCGGAGAGGAUCUUAGAGUUUUGCUCUUCUUACCUUCUGAAGGGGGUGGAGUACCCCAUGGACGACGAGAUGAGGAGAGACUUCCAGAACACCUACCUGGAACUAGGAGGCCUGGGGGAACGUGUGCUGGGGUUCUGCUUCUUGACUCUGCCUAGCACUUUCUCCAAGGGAUUCAAGUUUAAUACAGAUGAAAUCAAUUUUCCCAUGGAUAACCUUUGUUUUGUGGGGCUCAUAUCCAUGAUUGACCCUCCCCGAGCUGCAGUGCCUGACGCUGUGGGCAAGUGUCGUAGUGCAGGGAUUAAGGUGAUCAUGGUGACCGGAGAUCACCCCAUCACAGCCAAGGCCAUCGCCAAAGGUGUGGGCAUCAUAUCAGAAGGCAACGAGACUGCGGAGGACAUGGCGGCCCGGCUCCAGGUCCCUGUCAGCCAGAUCAACUCCAGGGAAGCCAAGGCCAUCGUGGUGCACGGCGCCGACCUGAAGGCCAUGACGUCACAGCAGCUGGACCAGGUCCUCAAGAACCACACGGAGAUCGUGUUCGCGCGGACAUCGCCGCAGCAGAAGCUCAUCAUCGUGGAGGGCUGCCAGCGGCAGGGGGCCAUCGUGGCAGUGACCGGGGACGGCGUGAACGACUCCCCCGCGCUGAAGAAGGCGGACAUCGGCAUCGCCAUGGGCAUCACGGGCUCCGACGUGUCCAAGCAGGCCGCCGACAUGAUCCUGCUGGACGACAACUUUGCCUCCAUCGUCACGGGCGUGGAGGAGGGCCGCCUCAUCUUCGACAACCUGAAGAAGUCCAUCGCCUACACCCUGACCAGCAACAUCCCUGAGAUCACGCCCUUUCUGCUCUUCAUCAUCCUCAGCAUCCCCCUGCCGCUGGGCACCGUGACCAUCCUCUGCAUCGACCUGGGCACCGACAUGGUCCCGGCCAUCUCCUUGGCUUACGAGUCCCCCGAAAGUGACAUCAUGAAGAGGGCCCCCCGGAAUCCAAAGACUGACAACCUGGUGAACAAUCGCCUCAUCGGCAUGGCCUACGGGCAGAUUGGGAUGAUCCAGGCUCUGGCUGGGUUCUUUACCUACUUUGUGAUCCUGGCCGAGAACGGCUUCAAGCCCCUUGACCUGCUGGGUAUCCGCCUGAACUGGGAGGACCGGUUCUCCAAUGACCUGGAGGACAGCUACGGACAGCAGUGGACCUACGAGCAGCGGAAGGUGUUGGAGUUCACGUGCCACACGGCCUUCUUUGUCAGCAUCGUGGUCGUGCAGUGGGCCGACCUCAUCAUUUGCAAGACCCGGCGCAACUCAGUCUUCCAACAGGGCAUGAAAAACAAGAUCCUAAUAUUCGGGAUCCUGGAGGAGACCUUCCUGGCUGCUUUUCUGUCCUACACACCAGGCACAGACACAGCCCUGAGGAUGUACCCACUCAAGCUACCCUGGUGGCUCUGUGCCACUCCCUACAGCCUUCUCAUCUUUAUCUAUGAUGAAAUUAGAAAACUCACCAUCCGAAGUCAUCCUGGCGGGUGGCUGGAGAGAGAGACCUACUACUGAACUCAGCAGAAGAAGAACUUCCCGUGCGGGGGCCGUCCCAGGGCUGGGUGGGGGGCUGGGG
This is a messenger RNA of Lontra canadensis (Northern American river otter), 3206 nucleotides long. RefSeq names its product sodium/potassium-transporting ATPase subunit alpha-4. The record is from RefSeq and is a predicted model, not a curated record. Gene Ontology annotation, biological process: proton transmembrane transport; intracellular potassium ion homeostasis; sodium ion export across plasma membrane. The transcript has 22 exons. Gene Ontology annotation, molecular function: ATP binding; P-type sodium:potassium-exchanging transporter activity; ATP hydrolysis activity. The coding region runs from base 47 to 3145 and encodes 1032 amino acids. Lineage: Eukaryota; Metazoa; Chordata; Mammalia; Carnivora; Mustelidae. Gene Ontology annotation, cellular component: membrane.